AUGUCUGGUGCCAAGGAGCGAAGGAAGGGUGUGUGGCAGCCCGUUCAGCCCACACGAUCCUCGCUGCUCGCCAUAGACCAGAUGAUCGCACGGCUGGACACCGCCAGGACAUACGCUCAGGAGAAGGUGGGUGGGGGGGUGGGUGCUCUGACAAUGGAUGGCAUUUAAUUGUGCAAGUCUCUUGAUCUGGCCACCAUACAUACACAGGUGCUCAAGCGUGGGCGCCCCAACCUACCCUCUCUCGGCUCUCUCGCUAGGGCCAACGCCGCGCUGGAUAGCUACAGGGCCGGCCUAGUAGACGACAUCAAUAGCCAGCUGCAGGUAGGUGUGUAUGAUGUGUGUGUGCCGUACACACAGAUGUAUGGCGUGGUGUGGUGUGGUGUGGUGUGUGCGGCCGGCAGGGGGCGAUUGGUGUUGCUGAUGUGCGCCAUUUCUCCCCUGGUUCACAGAAAAUCUCCCAACAGGUACACACAUUCACACGCUGAUCUGAUCCAUCAUGAAGCCACACUGUCUGUCUGUCUGUCUGUCUGUGUUGCCUGUCUGGCUGUUGUCGUGUGUGUGAAUCCAGGUUGGCGGGCAGCCUGCCCACGAACCGGAUGCCGCCACAGGUAUGUACCCUUCUGCAGGCAGAAGUGUGGACGCACUCAGAUACCAGCUGUGGGGUGUGUGUGUAGUUUCGCUGACAGAUGGUGCUGGAUACCCCUCGGAGCUGUUCAGACAGCCAGACGCCGUUCUCGAGAAGAUCGUCGACCAGCUGCCCGCCCCGGAUCUCGCCACCUACCGUGCCACCUCAGCCGACUCCGCACACACCGCCGACAGGACCUACCUCAACCGGCGGCUCCAAGGGCACUUGCACACCCAGGGCCUGGCGGACGUCCUGCGGCUGGACAUUCGUCGGAACGAGUAUCUCCUGGAGGCUGUCGACAUGAUAGAGGGGUCCGCGGGCGGGCCGGGGAGGCGGCAGAAGGGGGGGUGGCGGGGUGGCAUGUGGGCGCCCCAUCUACGGCUGGCGAGGCACCAUGGGUGGGUGGAGUCGCUACCCAUCACCGUGAGGGGCAGUGACUUCGACAACCUCGAGCUCGACGUCCGCCGUCUGCAGCUCGCCGACCACCAGGAGCUCCCCGAGGCCAUGCGGCAGUACAUGCUGAUGGGGCGGUCCAUCACGCACGAUGAUGAUCCCCCGCUGACCCCUGGCACGACGGACGACACAUACCAGCUGGGCGGCCACAGGAUGGGCUACGUCGGGAUGUACUAUCGCCCGUCGACGCUGCCCCAGGACUACCCCUUCGAUCGCGAUGAUUUCGACAGCGACGAUCCCCCGUGCCUGGGUGAGGGGAGCGGGAGGGAACGAAAAGGUCAGGCCUGAGAUGCAUUCAUUGCGUCCGUAUGGCUUUUGUGUGUAUACGUGUGCGCAGCCCCACUGGAUCCGGGCAUCAAGGAGCUUCCGAUCGUGACCUUUCCCAGGUUCUCAGAUCGCAUCCUAGACCGGUCGGUGUGUAAACACAAACAAGGCACUCACUCUAUGCGUGUGUGUGUGGUGUCAUUCAUGUGUGUCUGUCUGUCUGUGUGUCACCACCAGCAUCCAGACGGCCAGGUGCAGGGUGGUCAUGUGCAGCACCUUCCACCGCAGUGACGUUCGGUACGAGCGCUGCAUCCAGAUACUGGACCAGAUAGCCCGCAAGCGCCUGCCCAUAUGGGGCAGCACAACCGUCGUCCAACACUCUCUGGGCGGUAGGUAGGAAAGAGGGAAAUGACCGACGACACACACACAGACCAGACCACGUAUGUGUGUGUUGGUUGUUAUGUGUGUCAGUGCUGGUGACGCUGUGUGGUGCCGAGCGCGAUGACGCCUUCGCCAUGCACGUGUCCAUCACCAAGAGCGCCACUCAGAAGGACGAGCUCACCGUCCUGCUCCGGUCGACCGAGCGCUGGGAGUAUGUUGGCGACCAGUUUGCCCUCAGCCUGGGGAUAGCCAAGGACAAGAUGGGCAAGGAUUUCACGCCCUUGUUCGACCAGCUGUAGAGCGAUAUCUAUUGGUUGCAGUCAGUCAGGAGCGGGCAAGAGGGAGGGAGGGAGGGAGUGAGGAGCCUGUCAUGUAUGUGUUGAUAUCAGGUGGGGGGUUUUCGUGUCGGUCUGGUUCAUCCAUCAAUACAUGGUGCUUGUACAGGGAGGGGACGGACGGGGCAGCGGACUGACUGGCACAUGUCCCAUGUAUGUGCGUGUCGCUCUGCAUUCGGAGCAACGAGCUGCUUGGAUGGUUGAACUCAUCAGCUGCAUUGCAAAUCGUCUUGGC
Molecule: messenger RNA, 2293 nt
Organism: Vitrella brassicaformis
Lineage: Eukaryota; Vitrellaceae
Source: the annotation of a GenBank genome assembly